AAAGGUGUCGUACGUGUACUUUUACGUCGUGUCUACGCUCGUAACAACACUAAUGAUCGAUAUAUUACGUUAUACUUAGUGAACAUUACGAAAGGACUAGCAGCUUGUCCUAUUCUUUUUCCCACGUGAAUUAGAAUGACAAGUAAAAAGGCACACGCCCUUCGAAUUGAAUCAGAGAUCGAUAAGAACCGUGAAGAGGGAAAUUGGAAAAAGGUUAUAGAACUAGCGGAACACCUGAAAGUACAAUAUCCUAGCAACGAAUGUUUAGCAAAUUUCUUAUGCGGCGAAGGAAGAUUAGAAAGCUUUUUAGAACAAACUCCACCUAUAGAUGCCAACAUUGGAAAAGCCAGAAAUGGGCUGGGGGAAACAAGAAGAUAUUUGCUUCUUGCGGCAAAUGAAAAAGAUAAACAGGCUUUAGUUGUGUUAGAUGCGCAUUUAUUACUUGGAAAAGUACACUACGCAAUGGGAAUGUACGAGGAGGCCUUAAACCAUUAUCAACAGGCUGAACUACACACACUCACGGAAAAGCAUUUGCCUUGUCGAAGUCUCCGUAUUAUUGCAGAAUCGUAUGCGAUUAAAGACACAGAGAAACAUUUAUCCAGCCGAAGACUGCGCAUUAUUGCUGAGUCGUACGCGAUUAAAGGUUUGUGUCUGGAAAGGUUACCACCAAAUUCCAAGUCAAAGUACAAAAUAGCAGAAUGGCAUGAACAGAUCAUCAAGUGUUACGAAAUUGCUGGGGAUCUGACACUGGUAUAUUUGCAAGAACAAGACAAACUUGCAAUGCAACAUCAGAAUGGCACGUCUACCAUAAAUAGUAACAAUACAGGUACAUACUCUUCUCAGUCUUCGUAUUGUACUACAAAACAUAUUGGGCCAAUUUUGGAAACUGCACUCCAAAAGGCACCCAUAUUAUAUGUUCAGACUGGAAAUAUUCAAGCUGCUAUAAAUCGCUACAGGGAAAUUUUAUCUGCUGUCGAGUCUACUGCGACCCAAAGCUUUCGAUUGACUUUAACAAGGCAGUUAGCAGAGAUGCUGGUUCGAGGCAUAUGUGGUGCUGAUUAUAAAGCACCUGAAGCUCCAAGUGAGACAGCAGAGUCGCCAUGGAAACCAAAGAGAUAUUUAGGCCCUAAUAUGUUUGUGCCAAGAAAUGAAUAUGAGGAAACAAUUUUAUUGUUACUGAUAAGCGAAGCCAUGGCAGUCAGAGAUGCUGUACUUAGUCAGUCUCCAGAAUUUAAAGAAGCAAGAAUACAUGCUUUCGAGAAUGCCACGGCAGUAUAUGAUCUUCUCACAGUAAUUGUUAUGAGGUGGAGUCAAGUGGACUUACUAUAUGAGUCUUUUGAAAGAGCAAUGAAAUUUUCUCACGAAGAAGCACAUGUAUGGACUCAAUGUGCAUUGUGUCUGAUCAGUAUGGGAAGAUACAUGCAUGCAUAUAGGGUCUUAAAAAUGGUAUCAAAGCUAUCACCGCAGAAAGUAAUGCCGUGUCUUUUAGCUGCAAGAUUGUGCUAUGAGCAAUUGAAUAUGAUAAAGGAAGGUAUCGAAUGGAGUCAAAAAGCACUUCAAAGGGAAACAGCCAAUUCACAAGGGAUGCAAUCUAGGUGUCAUCUAUACAUUGGGAUUGGCCAUAGUAUUCUCUCCGCAAAUACUAUAGUCAAAUUGGAUAAAACGUAUCAUACUAAAACAGCUUUAGAAUGUUUUCAAAAAGCGCAACAAUGUGAUCCGAACGACCACUUAGCUGAGUAUUAUUUAGCUCAUGAAUAUGCUAUUAACAGACAAAUUAAUGAUGCAAUGAUUCAUGUAAAAAUUGCAUUAAAUCUUCGGGCAGAACACAUUCCGUCAUUGCAUUUAUUAAUAUUAUUAUUAUCGGCUCAUAAGCAAUAUUCAGAAGCAUUGCAUUUAAUCAACAGUGUAUUAGAGGAAUAUCCGGAUAAUUUAAAUUUUCUUUAUGUGAAAGCGCAUCUUGAAUUACGAAGUAUUGGCGGUGAGCAAGCGUUGUUUACCAUAAGGCAUAUGCUUAUGCUUUGGAAAAAUUUAUAUGAGGAUCAAACUAAUAUUAACUGCAACGAACAACACAGCGAAAAGCGAAGUGAAACUAGAAGUGUCUUUCAACUGUAUGCCUCUGAAAUGUCUGAUAAAGAUUCCAGUUCUCUGCAUGCACAGUCACUAGCUGCUUCAAGAGUGGAGCAAGCUCUUUCUGAGGUUGCAUCUUCACUUAGCUCUUUUACUCCAAAACCAGGACCGCAAAGAGCAUGGCUGUUACAAUUACAGGUUUGGCUGUUGCUGACCGAGGUCUACCUGGUCUUAGAUCAACCUAAUGGUGCUGUCCUUUCUCUACAAGAAGCUACUAAUAUUUUUCCAUUGAGCCACCAUAUUAUGUACACGAGGGGUCUCUUGCACGAAUAUAAACUGGAAUAUAUGGAGGCAAAACAGUGUUAUCAAAAUGCAGUAUCAAUCAAUCCAUCGCAUAUAAAGAGUUUACAACAUUUGGGUUUAAUAUAUCACUAUUUGGGGAGUCAAAGGUUGGCUGAAAAAACUUUAAGGGAUGCAGCGAAAAUCGAUCCGAAUUCUCAUCAAACAUGGUACAAUUUAGGGAAGGUGUUGGAAUCUUUGGGUGAAGUAGAAGCAGCAAGUGAUUGCAUGGCCACGGCAUUGGAAGUAGAAACUACCAAUCCGAUAUUACCGAUUCUUUCGAUACCAGUUACUUUCGAAUGAUUCAAAAUGUUGAUCGUUUAAAAGAAGAUUUUAAAAAGGAUUACACUUUAUUCUGCAACAUUGGCAUUUCUUCGCCCUUGUGGCAAUAGUACCUGCUUACCUCUAUUGUUGCACUGUUACAAUACUGUAUAAACAAAUGGAUUCAUUAAAGAAUAUUAUAACUGUACAAAUAAUUUAACAACAU
Dufourea novaeangliae is the source of this 2893-nucleotide messenger RNA. RefSeq names its product tetratricopeptide repeat protein 7B (gene Ttc7). The transcript has 15 exons. The coding region runs from base 136 to 2709 and encodes 857 amino acids. Gene Ontology annotation, molecular function: protein binding. NCBI's taxonomy places the organism in Eukaryota, Metazoa, Arthropoda, Insecta, Hymenoptera, Halictidae. Gene Ontology annotation, biological process: protein localization to plasma membrane; phosphatidylinositol phosphate biosynthetic process. Gene Ontology annotation, cellular component: plasma membrane. The record is from RefSeq and is a predicted model, not a curated record.